Messenger RNA from Marmota flaviventris (yellow-bellied marmot), 381 nucleotides. RefSeq names its product DNA-directed RNA polymerases I, II, and III subunit RPABC3-like. Gene Ontology annotation, cellular component: RNA polymerase I complex; RNA polymerase III complex; RNA polymerase II, core complex. Lineage: Eukaryota; Metazoa; Chordata; Mammalia; Rodentia; Sciuridae. The record is from RefSeq and is a predicted model, not a curated record. Gene Ontology annotation, biological process: DNA-templated transcription.
AUGGCUGGCAUCCUUUCUGAGGAUGUUUUGGAUGUGAAAGACAUUGAUCCAGAGGGUAAAGAGUUUUAUGGAGUAUCUCUAUUGCAUUGUGAGAGUGAAUCUUUCAAGAUGGACCUCGUUUUAGAUAUAAACAUUCAUAUUUACCCUGUAGACUUGCUUGACAAGUUCCAAUUGGUCAUAGCUAAUACCUUGUAUGAAGAUGGCACCCUAGGCCUUUCAGGGCUGACCAGGGAUGAAAUGUCUAUGGAAGCGGCAACACACCUCUCUGCUUACGUAUUCUAUGGGGCUUCACUCAUGAGGCUGCAGGGUGAUGCCAACAACCUGCAAGGAUUUGGAGUGGAUUCCAGAGUUUAUCUGCUGAUGAAGAAACUGGCCUUCUGA